This is a messenger RNA of Fomitopsis serialis, 1364 nucleotides long. RefSeq lists its product as uncharacterized. Bases 235 to 1344 code for a protein of 369 amino acids. NCBI's taxonomy places the organism in Eukaryota, Fungi, Basidiomycota, Agaricomycetes, Polyporales, Fomitopsidaceae. The record is from RefSeq and is a predicted model, not a curated record. The transcript is spliced from 7 exons.
CUGAUUGUCUGUCCCGGUGGACCGGUCUUGCGAGUUGGCGACUGACAGCCAACCUUCCGAACCUCGAUCGAAGACAGCUUAGUGAUCCUCGAGAUGACACCAUCUAGGAUCGACAAGGGCACUGUUAAUGGAAUAACCGACGCGUGUUCAGCACUACAUAUAAAAGGAUCCACCGCAUCCUGAGCUCCUGCGUCGGCUCAAUCUACCGCCAUCCAUUAGCAAAUUAUAGUAGGCAUGACAGGCAAGACGAACAUUUUGCUCUUCGGAGCCACAGGCUAUAUUGGAGGUUCUGUCUUGAACCGCCUCCUGCAGCAUCCUAAUGCAGAUAAUUUCGACAUCACCGUGCCAGUGCGGUCUCCCGAGAAGGCCAAGCUGCUCGAGCAGCUGGGCGUGAAAACCGAGAUAGCCUCUCUCAGUGACCAUGACAAGAUCGAGUCGCUCGCCUCGCGCGCGCACGUUAUCUUCAACGUGGCGAACUCGGACGACUUGCCCGCCAUAGUCGCGCUUCUGAAGGGCGUGCGCAAGGCGUACGAAACUACUAGGCAACCACCUAUCCUCAUCCACACGUCAGGCACGGGUGAAAUCGCGGAGCUGGCGGACGGGAAAUACGCGACGGAGACCGUCUACUCUGACCUGAACAUCGACCAGCUGAAGUCGAUACCCCCGACAGCCUUUCAUCGCAAUGUUGACCUGGCUGUCAUCGGCGCAGACGAGCAAGGCUACGCCCGGUCGUAUAUCAUCAUCCCGGGCGUCGUAGAAGGCAUCGCGUCCGGCCCCGUCUUUGAGGAGGGAAUAGCGAAGCGGGUCUCUAUGCAGAUACCUUCACUUAUCAAGGCGUCGUUGGACAGGAAGCGAUCGGGCGUGAUUGGUCCCGGUAAGGCCAUCUGGCCGUACGUCCACGUCGACGACACGGCCGACAUGUACACCGUGCUCCUCGACGCGAUCACGGCAAACCCCCAGAGCGCGGGCCACGGCUGGGAGGGCUACUAUUUCGCAGAGAAUGGCCACAUCUCUUACUACGAGAUCGGGAAGGCCAUCGGUCAGGCGCUCGUAGACCUCGGGUUCGCGGACAACGCUGAGCCUACGCCCUUCACUGACGACGAGCUAGUCAACUACUGGGGUUCGGUGUUUCUGGGAAAUUUUGGUGGGUCAACCUGCCGCUGCCGCGCUGACCGCAUACGUGCGCUUGGGUGGAAGCCCAAGUACAGCAGCGCGGACUUGCUUGCGAUUCUCAAGCCCGAGACCGAGUUGCAGUGGAAGAUUGCGCAGGAGAAGGGCGAGAUCGACUUCUCGUACGAGCGGAGUCUCUCGGUACUGUUCCAGAAUGCGAUUGCCUCGAGCUGAAGACCGGGAUGUCGUAGGAU